UAAAGCAACAUAUCGUUUUUUUUAAUAAUAGAAUAAUAUUUAAUAAAUCAAGAUAGUAGAAUGUUGUCAGUUAAAAGAAUAAUUAUAGCAAUAAAUUUUGUUUGCAUUCUUUGUCUAGCUAAUGCGAAAGUUUUUCAACGCUGUGAAUUAGCUAGAGAACUUUUACAACAUGAUGUUUCAAAAGAUGAUAUUUUAGACUGGGUUUGCAUCGCUGAAUUUGAAAGCUCUUUCAGAACGGAAGCAAUUAAUUAUAACAAUUGGGAUGGUAGCUGGGACUGGGGUCUUUUCCAAUUAAAUGAUCGCUAUUGGUGUGAUGGAGGCAAACAAACUGCUAAUGUUUGUAAGACAAGUUGUAAUGAUUUUCUAACUGAUGAUAUUAGUGCUGCAUUUAAUUGUGCCCGUAUAAUAAAGAAUGCUCAUUCGCAUGAUCAUAAUGGUUUUGGUGCUUGGGUCGCAUGGAAAACUCGUUGUCAAGGCUGGGUGGAAAGUAAACAACAAACUCAAAAAUGUCUUAUUUAAAUAGAAGCGAUUUAGGCAUUAAUUUCUUUAUUAAAAAUUUAAAAAAAAGUAUGUAGUUAAUAUAAAUUUGAAUUAAGAACUUCAAUAUUAUUGUUUUGAAUUAA
Messenger RNA from Condylostylus longicornis, 623 nucleotides. RefSeq names its product lysozyme C-like. The record is from RefSeq and is a predicted model, not a curated record. The coding region runs from base 61 to 519 and encodes 152 amino acids. Gene Ontology annotation, molecular function: lysozyme activity. NCBI's taxonomy places the organism in Eukaryota, Metazoa, Arthropoda, Insecta, Diptera, Dolichopodidae. The transcript has a single exon.